Messenger RNA from Clupea harengus (Atlantic herring), 2100 nucleotides. It is a transcript of the gene grk1b, whose product is annotated as G protein-coupled receptor kinase 1 b. Gene Ontology annotation, cellular component: cytoplasm. NCBI's taxonomy places the organism in Eukaryota, Metazoa, Chordata, Actinopteri, Clupeiformes, Clupeidae. Gene Ontology annotation, biological process: regulation of signal transduction; signal transduction; protein phosphorylation. Gene Ontology annotation, molecular function: G protein-coupled receptor kinase activity; ATP binding. The record is from RefSeq and is a predicted model, not a curated record.
UUGGUGAUGCACAGACAUAAUCCCCACAAGCUAAUGAACUAUCAAGUGGGAUUAGAGCAGCACAGUAAUCCCUGCAUGGAUCUCCCCACUUUUUCACCACCUCGCCUGACAGACUGAGAAACAAAUCAACACAGGCGGAAGCAGAGAGAUGGAGAGAAUAAGGGGCUGAUGGAUGGAUGAAGAAGAGUGAGGUUUACUUUUGGACAACCCUUAUAAAAAGCAAAAUCCACUUGGAAGGGAAAUUGAAUACUUCAGUGGAUUUGUGGAUUAAUUCAGUGUGGAUUUGUGUUUUUGUGUCUGGCACAUCUGUCUUCCGAUCCUCUUGCAGCCACCAGUGUGAAAGAAAGGUGACACUCCACCAUGGAUAUCGGUGGUCUGGAGAACGUGGUGGCCAACUCGGCCUACGUGUCAGCGCGAGGCAGCGUGGAUGGCAAUGCCGCGGCCUCCAUGCGGGACAAGAAGUAUCGCGCCAAGCUCGACCUGCCUCACAUCAAGAAGUGUGAGCACAUGAAGACCACCGUCGACUUGACCUUCGACAGCAUGUGCGUGAAGCAGCCCAUCGGCAUGCGCCUUUUUCAGCAGUACCUGGACAGCGAACCCGCGCACAUGAACGCCAGUGACCUCUGGAAGGACAUAGAGGACUACAACGUGGCCCAGGAGAAGGAGAGGCAGCAGAAGGCCCUGAAGAUCGUGAACAAGUUCUACGAGUCGGCCUCCAAGAACUUCUGCAGUUUCCUCGACGAGAAGGCCGUGAGCCGCGUCAAGGAGGACCACAAAAACACGCGCAGCGACCUGUUCAAGGAGAGCGAGAAGCUCCUGCUGAAGCACCUGGAGGAGAAGGCCCACGUGGGCUAUACGAUCAGCAUGUACUUCCUGCGCUUCGUGCAGUUCAAGUGGCUGGAGGACCAGGCCGUCUCAGAGGACUGGUUCAACGAGUUCCGAGUGCUGGGCAAAGGAGGUUUUGGAGAGGUGUCCGCCUGCCAGAUGAAGGCCACUGGGAAGAUGUACGCCAACAAGAAGCUGAAUAAGAAAAGGCUGAAGAAGCGCAAAGGGUAUGAGGGGGCCAUCGUUGAGAAGCGUAUCCUGGCCAAAGUGCACAGUCGCUUCAUCGUGACACUGGCGUAUGCUUUUCAGACCAAGAACGAGCUGUGUCUGGUCAUGACCAUCAUGAACGGAGGAGACCUCAGGUUUCAUAUGUAUAACGUGGACGAGAAGAACCCAGGCUUCAAUGAGGUUAGGGCAUGCUUCUACACAGCUCAGAUCAUCUGUGGUCUUGAGCAUCUCCACCAGCACAGGAUCGUGUACAGAGAUCUGAAGCCUGAGAAUGUCUUACUGGAUGAUACAGGACAUGUGCGUCUCUCAGACCUGGGUUUGGCUGUUGAACUCCCCCCAGGACAAGACAUGACUAAGGGAUAUGCAGGAACCCCAGGCUUCAUGGCCCCUGAGCUGAUAGAGAAUAAAGAGUAUGACUACACUGUGGACUACUUCACCCUGGGGGUCACCCUCUAUGAGAUGGUCGCUGCCAAAGGUCCUUUUCGGGUUCGAGGAGAGAAGGUAGAGAACAGCGAGGUGUCUCGGCGCAUCCUGAAGGACCCAGUGUCCUACCCAGACAAGUUCAGCAAGGAGCUGAAGGACUUCUGUGAGGGCUUAAUGGAGAAGGACCCAGCCAAACGUCUCGGCUUCAAGAACAACGAAUGCACAGAGCUCAAAAACCAGGCCUACUUCAAAGACCUCAACUGGGGACGACUCGAAGCAGGCAUGGUAGAUCCUCCGUUCGUCCCUGACCCUAAGAUGGUGUAUGCCAAGGACGUGGGCGACGUGGGCGCCUUCAGCACGGUCAAAGGCGUGCUCCUGGACAACAACGACACCGCGUUCUACGACGACUUUUCCUCGGGCAACAUCCCCAUCCCCUGGCAGGAGGAGAUGAUUGAGACGGGCGUGUUCGGCGAGCUCAAUAUCUGGGCAGAGAAAGGCAAGCUGCCCGACGACCUCAACCCAGACUAUAUCCCCAAGGCGGGCGGGGCCUGCAUACUGCUGUGAGCCAAUAGGAAGGGACUAAGUCGAGGUGAAAGGGAAAGACAAAGAGGAGGAAAUGAACAA